UAAUAAUUUUUCGGAGAAGGUUAUGUAAAAUCUUAAUUUACCUGACUUGAGAAAGUUCUUAAAUGUUUAGCCCACGCUGAUUAGAAACAGUUAAGGAUAACACAAGUCUGCCUUGGAGCAGGACAAGUAGUUCUUCAGUCAUGGGCACCUAUUCAACCAUCAUUGAAAGAUGGUGGCUGGUCACCUUUGCAGGAUUCAUACUCGUCCUUCUCCUUUUCAUCAGCCACAGCCGCAAUGGCUACAACAUAUCUGUGCUUCAGAACCUGACAGUGCCAAAAACAGCUUCUACUCAGUAUACCAUGCCGGACAACAUGCCGUCUCCAAUAUCUUCAGAUCACAUUGGUAAUAAGGAACCAGAAAAAUCUUCUGAUCAGUAUCCCAAGUUAACGUUGCAAACUUGUAUGCCAUCAAACUUUACUUAUAGUGAGAAACCAGCAACAUCUUCUUCUCAGGUUCCUUUUUCAGGCCACCCACAUUCAGAACCAUCACACAUCUCUGAUAAUGUAAAACCGGUAAUGCCUUCUCGGGUUCCCUCUUUAGACUUCGAAAAUUCAAGCCCAUCAAACUUUACAGCUGGUAAAAUCGAACCGGUAACAUCUUCUUCUCAGUAUCAUUUAUCAGGCUCGAAAAACCCAAAACCAUCAAAGGUUUUCGAUGAUGUAAAACCAAAUUUAACGGAGAAGAAAAUGGGAAGAUGCAAUAUCUUUGAAGGAAAAUGGGUUUACGAUCCUGGGGAAAGUCCUCUGUAUGAUUCAGCGAUGUGUCCAUUUUUUAGUGAUAGAGCUAGCUGCCAAAGGAAUGGACGGCCAGACAAGGAAUACGAAAGAUGGAGGUGGCAAGCUAAUGAGUGUAAGAUCCCUAGGUUUGACGCCAAGGACAUGCUAGAAAGACUUAGAGGUAAGAGAGUUGUACUAGUGGGGGACUCCAUCAACUUUGGCCAAUGGGAAUCUCUUGCGUGUCUUCUUUAUUCUGCUAUACCUGAUAGAUCCCACGUUGAUGCUCGAAAUCGGGUCUUCAGAGCAGAGUCCUAUAACUUGAUAAUAGAGUCUCGCUGGGCGGAAUUUUUGGUGGAAGUAAUAGUGAACAAGACUAGUGGGAAAAAGAUAUUAAACCUCGACUCUCUUUCCUCUUCUGCCUGGAAAUGGAAAGGUGCAGAUAUUAUGGUAUUCAACACUGGUCACUGGUGGAUGAGUCGCCAAAGGUGGGACUGGUUUCUAUACAAAAAGAAGCUGUAUACAGAUAUGAAGCUCGAAAGAGCAUUCAAGCUUGCUAUGCAAACUUGGGCUGGUUGGAUCCAAAAAAAUGUGGACACAAGCAAAACAACAGUCUUCUUCAGGGGCAUGUCUCCGGCGCAUUCCGGGAGAAACAAGUGCUACAGAGCAACCCAACCGAUCGAGGAUGAUCAGCCUUUCAAACUGAAAUAUAGUGAAUCACUGAUCAAAGGCAUUGUCGAGAGAACAAUACAAGGCAUGAGGACACCGGUGAAGUACUUGAACAUCACAAAGCUAACAGAGUAUCGAAAAGAUGCGCAUUCUUCAAUUUAUUGGAAGCAAAAGCAAUUCAGGCCUGGGCCCGAUUGCAGUCACUGGUGUUUGCCUGGUGUGCCUGACACCUGGAACAACCUUCUUUAUGCAACCAUGGUCUUUGAUAGCUCUAGCUCUAGCUCUAGCUCUAGCUUGGCAUAAUUUAUUUAUUGUUAUUUUUAUUUUAACAAAAUAUAUAAGCUUCUUCUUGCAGAUGUUUUUCCUUUGGUCA
Theobroma cacao (cacao) is the source of this 1755-nucleotide messenger RNA. RefSeq names its product protein trichome birefringence-like 42. The record is from RefSeq and is a predicted model, not a curated record. NCBI's taxonomy places the organism in Eukaryota, Viridiplantae, Streptophyta, Magnoliopsida, Malvales, Malvaceae. Gene Ontology annotation, cellular component: Golgi apparatus. Gene Ontology annotation, molecular function: O-acetyltransferase activity.